GAUUUUAUUUGUUGUGUUUUCCGCUCGGAAGUGUGUAACGUCUGAGGUCACGAGGGAGGAGGAAGCAGAUCUGCACAGCUAAGAUGGCGGAGGAACAGCAGGAAUCAUCACAGGGAGAGGUGGAAGGAGUGAACUGCCUUGCAUAUGAUGAGGCCAUCAUUGCUCAACAGGACAGGAUUCAGCAGGAGAUAGCAAACACUAACCCUUUAGUGUCGGACAGACAGGAGCUGUCAGUGCUGCAGAAAGAAUAUGCCCAGGAUGACGUCGUUUAUCAGCUCAAGAUCAAGGACCUUUACAAAAAGUACUCGUACAUUCGUAAGACACGGCCAGAUGGAAACUGUUUCUACAGAGCGUUUGGUUUUGCACAUCUCGAGUCACUGUUGGAUGACAGCAAAGAGCUUCAGAGGUUUAAAGCAGUCGCAGCUAAAAGUAAACUUGACCUGGUUAGCGAGGGCUUCACUGAGUUUACUAUUGAGGAUUUCCACAACACCUUCAUGGACUUGAUCGAACUGUGUGAGAAACAGCCAAGCCUGCAGGAGCUGCUGAGCUCCUUCAAUGACCAGAAUGUGUCUGACUACGUGGUUGUUUACCUGCGACUCCUCACUUCGGGCUAUUUGCAGCGAGAGCAUGGCUUUUUCCAGCAUUUCAUCGAGGGGGGGCGCUCAGUCAAAGAGUUCUGUCAGCAGGAAGUAGAGCCCAUGUCUAAAGAAAGUGACCACAUUCACAUCAUCGCCUUAGCCCAGGCUCUGAACGUCUCCAUCCUGGUGGAGUACAUGGACAGAGGGGAAGGAGGAACUGUCAAUCAUCAUGUUUUCCCUGAAGGAGGCGACCCUCGCCUCUUCCUGCUCUAUAGACCGGGCCAUUAUGACAUCUUGUACAAAUGACACUCCUGACCACGCCCCCUCCACCCUCCUGCAGCAGCGCGUUCAACAGCCAUGCUGAUGAAACAUACAUCUGUGUACAAGAUGAUACUUUUAUUUGGAAAAAUAAAAACAUGAAAUCACACGACAUGCCUCCUUUACCCCGUUACUCCAAACCCCGGGUUUUCCAUCAGUCAUCACAGAAAAAGGUUAAAAAAAAAGUUGUUGAAAAUAGAAAUGACUCCAGCUGUUUAGAGUUGUACAGUUUUUUUCUUUCGUGGUUGUAAAUGUUAUCUACUUUGAUUUUUCUUCAUUUGUUACACUGCGUUUCAUUGAGUUUUAUUAAAACGAUUUACAUCUUA
Molecule: messenger RNA, 1222 nt
Organism: Nothobranchius furzeri (turquoise killifish)
Lineage: Eukaryota; Metazoa; Chordata; Actinopteri; Cyprinodontiformes; Nothobranchiidae
Gene: otub1b
Product: OTU deubiquitinase, ubiquitin aldehyde binding 1b
Biological process (GO): negative regulation of double-strand break repair; protein K48-linked deubiquitination
Cellular component (GO): nucleus
Molecular function (GO): cysteine-type deubiquitinase activity; ubiquitin binding
Source: RefSeq, a predicted model, not a curated record